AUGAAUGAACUGGCAGCCAGGGCUCAGCCUCAAGGACCCGGUGCUGAGCUUGGAUUUCCUCUGCCAGCCCCCCUCUGCCUGCUGAGCCUGCUGUUGCCAUCCCCGAGUCUGGCAGCCCCCAUCUCCCCCGCUGAGCCCAUCAGUCAAGCCUAUAGCCUGGCCCUCUACAUGCAGAAGAACACGUCCACGCUGCUGCAGACUUACCUCCAGUACCAGGGCAGCCCUUUUAGUGACCCUGGCUUCUCAGCCCCUGAGCUCCAGCUCAGCAGCCUGCCUUCUGCCGCAGUCUCCUUCAAGACCUGGCAUGCCCUGGAAGACCGGGAGCGGCUAAGCCGUGCCCAGAGAGCCUUCCUGGCCUUGACCCAGCACCUCCAGCUCGUGGGGGAUGACCAGAUCGACCUGAAUCCUGGUAGUCCUGUCCUGCUGGCCCAGCUCGGAGUGGCGAGACUAAGGGCCCAAGGUCUGCUUGGCAAUGUGGCUGCCAUCAUGAACGCCCUGGGGCUGCCUAUUCCCCCAGAAGAGGACACUCUAGGUCUUGUCCCCUUUGGGGCCUCCACGUUCGAGAGAAAAUGUCGAGGGUAUGUAGUGACCCGGGAAUAUGGGCACUGGACAGACAGAGCUGUGAGGGAUUUGGCUCUGCUCAAGGCCAAGUAUCCAGUGUGAAGGGUGGGACUUCCUGCCAGAGGCUGCCGCCAUUUCUCUUUCACAGUGGUCUCUUUUCCACCUUUCUUCUGAGCUAGAGAAGGAGCUGCAUCUAAUCAGACAGGCUGUGUGCCAUGUCUUUGGAAUAUUUCCUGGAAGCCAGGCCUCCAUUCCUUACUGCCUCUGGCCUCCUUCCACAUCGGGGUAGGGCUCCGCGGGUCCCUUUUGUGGAUUCCCAUCCAGUGGUACUGGUUUUCCUACUUCCUGGUUGGAAAGGAGACUCCCUCUGGAAGAGGCUUCAGGACAGCUGGUCUCCUUCCUGGGCUCCCUCGCAGAUCUCCUCCCUGCAAUUUUGGGGAAGUCCAAGGGCGGCCUAACCGUCUACCUCACUUCCUGCGCGAAGAUACAGCCUUUCUGAGCGGACAGGGCUUCCUCCUCCGCGGUGCAGCUCGUCUCCUUUGCUAGUCUGUUUCUGGCCACUGUCCACCUCCUGUCUGAAGGAGCUUUACUUCUGAG
Messenger RNA from Heterocephalus glaber (naked mole-rat), 1158 nucleotides. Its product is annotated as cardiotrophin-2. NCBI's taxonomy places the organism in Eukaryota, Metazoa, Chordata, Mammalia, Rodentia, Bathyergidae. Gene Ontology annotation, cellular component: extracellular region. Gene Ontology annotation, molecular function: cytokine activity. Gene Ontology annotation, biological process: cell surface receptor signaling pathway; positive regulation of tyrosine phosphorylation of STAT protein. The record is from RefSeq and is a predicted model, not a curated record.